This is a messenger RNA of Linum trigynum, 2399 nucleotides long. The record is from the annotation of a GenBank genome assembly. Lineage: Eukaryota; Viridiplantae; Streptophyta; Magnoliopsida; Malpighiales; Linaceae.
AGAGUUUUACAUUCUUGCCAUUUAUAGGCAUGAACUCUCUAUUAAUUUUGGCAUUUAAUGAGAAAAUAAGUACUGUAAAAUCUAUGUAAAAGUACACAACAAAUUAUAAUUUAUCCGGUCCCGAUUUGGAUCAAUGUAAAAAAUGAGCAAAUUAAAAACAAAAAAUAUAAGAUAAUAAAUAUUUAGAACCAGCCUACAUAAAUGCAUGUAUUUUAAAUUCUAUAAGUUAAUAAUUUUAAAACUAUAAAAAUAAAAUUCAUCAAGAAAUUUACAAAAUAAUUAGGAUAAUCUAGAAAAACAUGAAUAUGAAGUUGUGUGUGAAAUUAAAAGACUAGUAGAAGUUCGUCUUGAUAUACUCAAAAUCUCUGGUGUUGUCUUCUCUAAUUGCAACAAGUAGUUUUGAAGAAUCGAUGCGGCUUUAAGUGCUUCCUUUCUCGUUGUCGAUUCCAAUGGUGUUGAAUUAUCAUCUCUUUCAUCUCCAAUCGUGCCACCAAUGACAUUGGUCACAACCUCUUCUGAACUUUCCGCCUCGAUCGAUACAUUCAUCAUUUUCAUCUAUUAAGUUUUAGUACAAUGAAUACGUAGAAUCCGAUAAGUUAUCGAAUGAAAUUGAAGUAUUUGAAAGAUAAGAUGAAUAUUUAUGGGAUAUUCAAAGUAAUUAUGUAUGAAUUUGGACGAUUAAGUUAAUUUUAUAAAAAAUCUAAGAAAUUGUUUUAUAAUAAAUCAAAUGUAUGAAUAUGAUUUUAAGACAAUAAAAUUGUUUAUGUUAAUUGUUAACCAUAUAUAUUAUAAAAAAUUAACUUAAUAAAUUAUCAAUUUAACAAUUAAUUAAUAACUACUAAAAAUAAGUAAUUUUUCAAUCUCCAUGGUAUAGUGGUACAAACCUCUUAAAAUAGUAAUAAUAAUAAUAAAAAUAAAGCAAACAACCAUCCAACAUAUGUCUAGUCAAUUUGGGUGGCUUAUCAGGGGACGGAUGUUGUCGUUACCUGAUAUCAUUACAACCGAACGGUUUCACUCUAGUUCUAUAUCAUUGUUCCACAUUUCCAAUGGACUAUUGGUCUUUUCCUUGACUCGAUCGGAUGGAAUAAAAGGAAACCUGUCUUUGUUGAAAAACUAAGGUCCAGUCAAAUAUGAAAGAAAACCAUCAUGGGCUCAUCAAUUUUUUUCCCCGGCGGUGUAACGUUGCGCCUAUAAAAACGGCAACUCUUACACAUAUCUAGCCAUCUCGACCUCGCUAACCUCUUUGUCUCUUUGGUGAAAGUUAACCCAAAACACUUAGCUAGCCAGACUGACUACUGAAACUGGCUAACUGAAAAGAUGAGAGUUGCAGUGAAGGAAAGUUGCAUGGUCAGACCGGCCAAGGAAACCCCGCGGCAGCGCCUGUGGCUCUCCAACUUGGACCAGUUGGUCGUUAAAAAAAAUGAUCACAUGAUGACGACGAUGCUGCAACCUUACAGGCCUGACGGCCGCUCUCGCAAUUUCUUCGACGGCAGGGUGAUGAAGGAGUCCCUGAGUCAGGCCCUCGUCACCUUCUUCCCGGCGGCGGGGAGAUUGGCCCGGGAUGAAUCCGGCGAAUUUGAAAUCGACUGCGGUGGCCAAGGCGUCCUUUUCGUGGAAGCUGAAACUGAUGCCACCAUUUCAGACAUGGGCGAUUUCCAGCCUGGUCCUCAGUUACUGCAGUUAGUCCCACAAGUUGACUUCUCCAAAGGCAUUUCCUCCUUUCCCUUGCUUCUCGUACAGCUGACAAGAUUCCGAUGCGGUGGAGUUUGCCUGGGGAUUGGGUAUCACCAUGGCCUCUCUGACGGCACAGAGUGCUAUAAUUUAUUCACCAAAUGGGCUAGCCUAGCUCGUGGUCGUCUACCUGUGACGGCGAACCUCCUGCCUUUCCUCGACCGGACAAUUCUCCGAUCAAGAUCUCCACCGGCUCCGACGUGUCACUUCGUGCUGAACUUCGGGUGGGGCGACCCGAUUUUUACUCGUUCACCAAGUUAUGAAGGAUCGCGUUUCAUAUUGUCGAAACCCAAUGAUGAAAACGAUGUUUCGUCGCUCUCCAUUAACUUAGAGGCCGUCGCGAUGGAGAGAUUCAAAGGGCUGUUCAAUACUACAUGGCCACAACUUCAUUCUCACUUGUGAUUCAAACGGUUGGAAUCAAUGUUAGGAAUCGAACUCUGGUUGCUCGAAUGUAGACGAAGUUGCGGGAAAACAAGAAUCGGCCUAUUUAAAUUAAUACUUCAUCGUUUGUCAUGAUAUGCUUUGAGUUCUUAUAUUUUAAGUUGUUGCAUUUGUAUCCUGAGUCUGUGUUGUUUAUUUGUUGAGAGCUUUCAGCUCAAGUAGUUAGAUGUUGGAUGUUCAUGAGAGUCUGAUCCGAGUUAAUCUUAUAAUCAAGUUGUUAUAUCAAU